UCCAACACUUUGUCCGAACACCAGAUAUUAUAUCUAAAAAUCAUUUGACUUGGAAGUUGAAACCAAAGGAAUUAUUUGUUAUUCAGAAAGGAAAUCAAACAGGGGGAAAAAAAAACCUAUUCAAACGCAACACCGAGCACUGAUCACAGGAGGUCAUUUGUGGAAGUCUUUAUUUAACGAUCACCCUGUUAAUUCUAUACAGUUAAUUCUGUAAUGUUGUGACUGGAUUUGAGGGGGAUAACUAAUAGAGGAUGGAAGAUUUGCUUGGAGUGACUGAGAGUCAGGCAGGCGUGACUAAAUCUGAAGUGAAUGGAAGAUCCUCCGUGAAUGUCCAGACUCCAGGAAAGUCCAUUUCUAUACCACCUCUGGAAGGGCGAAGGAGUAUUCUAAGCUUCAACUCAACUCGACUCAAUCAAUCCAUUCAAUCAAACACGACGCAAAAUCAAUCUGUUCACUCGAACACAUCCGGAAACACGUCAGCAUCCUACCGCCGGAUGGGAACGCCUAUGACCCAAAGCGAUUUCGACGACAUUCCGGAUAGGAAUAUGUCCCCGGAAUUUCGGGGUAAAUGGCGGACGUCACUAUGGGGAUGUAUGGGGAACCCCCAUCUGUGUUUGUUAACAUGUCUGUUUCCCUGCUACACGGCAGCUAAGAAUGCCCAGACGGUGGGGGAUCACUCUCUGUCCGUGGGGCUCCUUUAUUUCCUGUUUUGGCCUUACGGUGUUUAUGUAGCAGCCGACACACGAAGGAGGAUCCGGGAACGAAAAAUUAUAGACGUGGAGAAACCCGGUACUCAUCACGUGAUAUUUGUAACUAAGGGCGCUGUUAUAUAAAUACCCUCAUUUGAAGCAGAUCAGUGCAAGCCAUACGGGUGCAGAAACGGUCGGUGGGUGUUUGUCUCUUGUCUGUGAUAUUGUAUAUAGAGCCUAAAGAUUAGUACACAGUAACCGGUGACAAAAUGGGAGAAUUUCAGAAUGGCCUGUGUGGAUGUUUUAACAACAUGACCCUAUGUCUGAUCACGUAUGUGGCCCCCUGCUACACUGCCGGUAAGAACGCAGAGGCGGUGGGGGAUAGCUGCAUGAUGGUAGCUGUCCUGUACUGGCUCAUAAACCCGGCCGGAGUUUACUUUGCUGCCAAAGCCCGUGAAAAGAUCCGAGAGCAGAAAGGGAUUGAAGUAAGUUUAGGGACAGGUCUCGGAAUCCGUUGAUUUUAAGUUACUAUAAUGCCCAUAAUCAAUGUACGGAGGAAGCUAAGAGCAGAUUCUGAAUAGAAAUCAGGACAGACGAUUUAAAAAAAGUACUACACCGAUACGGAUAAAUAAGAUGGAAA
Messenger RNA from Ostrea edulis (European flat oyster), 1329 nucleotides. RefSeq lists its product as uncharacterized. Lineage: Eukaryota; Metazoa; Mollusca; Bivalvia; Ostreida; Ostreidae. The transcript has 2 exons. Bases 252 to 833 code for a protein of 193 amino acids. The record is from RefSeq and is a predicted model, not a curated record.